Molecule: messenger RNA, 1628 nt
Organism: Emiliania huxleyi CCMP1516
Lineage: Eukaryota; Haptophyta; Isochrysidales; Noelaerhabdaceae
Exons: 2
Coding region: 1-1335 (444 amino acids)
Biological process (GO): mitotic cell cycle; microtubule cytoskeleton organization
Cellular component (GO): microtubule; cytoplasm
Molecular function (GO): structural constituent of cytoskeleton; GTP binding; GTPase activity
Source: RefSeq, a predicted model, not a curated record
AUGCGCGAGAUCGUUUCCAUCCAGGGUGGCCAGUGCGGCAACCAGAUCGGCGCCAAGUUCUGGGAGGUUGUCUCGGACGAGCACGGCAUCGACCCGACCGGCACCUACCACGGCGACUCGGACCUCCAGCUCGAGCGCAUCAACGUCUACUACAACGAGGCGACGGGCGGCCGGUACGUCCCGCGCGCCGUGCUCAUGGACCUCGAGCCGGGCACCAUGGACUCGGUGCGGUCGGGCCCCUUUGGCCAGAUCUUCCGGCCGGACAACUUCGUCUUUGGCCAGUCGGGCGCCGGCAACAACUGGGCCAAGGGUCACUACACCGAGGGCGCCGAGCUGAUUGACGCCGUGCUCGACGUCGUCCGCAAGGAGGCCGAGGGCUGCGACUGCCUGCAGGGCUUCACGCUGUCGCACUCGCUGGGUGGCGGCACCGGCUCGGGCAUGGGCACCCUCCUCAUCUCCAAGAUCCGCGAGGAGUACCCCGACCGCGUCAUGUGCUCCUACUCGGUCUUCCCGUCGCCCAAGGUGUCCGACACGGUCGUCGAGCCGUACAACUGCGUCCUCUCCAUCCACCAGCUGGUCGAGAACUCGGACGAGUCGCUGCUGAUUGACAACGAGGCGCUGUACGACAUCUGCUUCCGCACGCUCAAGCUCACCACGCCCACCUUUGGCGACCUCAACCACCUUGUCGCCGCCGUCAUGUCGGCGUCGACUUGCUGCCUCCGCUUCCCCGGCCAGCUCAACUGCGACCUGCGCAAGCUGGCCGUCAACAUGAUCCCCUUCCCGCGGCUGCACUUCUUCAUGGUCGGCUUCGCGCCGCUCACCUCGCGUGGCUCGCAGCAGUACCGCUCGCUCACCGUGCCCGAGCUGACGCAGCAGAUGUUCGACGCCAAGAACAUGAUGGCGGCCGCCGACCCGCGCCACGGCCGCUACCUCACGUGUACCGCGCUCUUCCGCGGCCGCAUGUCGACCAAGGAGGUGGACGAGCAGAUGCUGAACGUGCAGAACAAGAACUCGUCCUACUUUGUGGAGUGGAUCCCCAACAACAUGAAGUGCGCCAUCUGCGACAUCCCGCCCAAGGGCCUCAAGAUGUCGGUCGGCUUCAUGGGCAACUCGACCUGCAUGCAGGAGGUGAUGAAGCGCGUCGCCGAGCAGUUCACCGCCAUGUUCCGCCGCAAGGCCUUCCUCCACUGGUACACCGGCGAGGGCAUGGACGAGAUGGAGUUCACCGAGGCCGAGUCCAACAUGAACGACCUCGUCUCCGAGUACCAGCAGUAUCAGGACGCCUCGGCCGAGGAGGAGGGCGAGUACGACGAGGAGGGCGGCGAGGAGUACUAGGCGCGCGCCGGCGCUGCGCUGCCGCGUGGCCCGCACUAGCCGCCGGGCCGGCGCGGUGGAAGCGCCGCCGCUCGCCGCGCACGGAGCCGCAUGCUAGCGAGGCAUAGGAGCUUGCGCGGCAUGCUUUGCGCAGGGACGGACCUCGCACACGCAGAUUUCGUGCGUCGUGCCUGUGUGGACAGCUAUUUUGAGUUUGGGAUGCGUUGGGUUGCGGUCUAGUCGGGGGUUGCGGUCUUGUAGGUCUGCCCCGUUAUACGUUCGGCCGUUGUGUCAUAUACAGGCGUGGCGGCUGG